This is a messenger RNA of Archocentrus centrarchus (flier cichlid), 1582 nucleotides long. Its product is annotated as nectin-3-like. The coding region runs from base 232 to 1434 and encodes 400 amino acids. Gene Ontology annotation, biological process: homophilic cell-cell adhesion; heterophilic cell-cell adhesion. The transcript is spliced from 8 exons. Gene Ontology annotation, cellular component: adherens junction. NCBI's taxonomy places the organism in Eukaryota, Metazoa, Chordata, Actinopteri, Cichliformes, Cichlidae. The record is from RefSeq and is a predicted model, not a curated record.
AGUACUUAGUCGUCUCGCAUCGUUGACGAAACCGCAGCGCUGCAUAUAGGAGAUCUCAUUACACUGACAUUGAUUAAUAUCAAUACCAACGUUGGUAUCGAUAUUGAUAUUUGGAUCGAUCCGUCAACCACUACUUUGAAUCACAUCUCGGAGCAGUUUUUGGAAACAUCUGUGCAUCGGAAGCUCCACACGCUGUCGAAGCGUAUCGAGCGUCGUUUUGUUUGUUUUUUCAUGGGUAAUUACCGAGAUCAUUUAACGCCACAUCAUUUCUCAGUGAUACCCUGUGGUUUGGUGCUAAUAUCUGCGCUCCUGUUCACCAGAGAAGCUGACGCUCUCCGGGUGAUUGGUGGAAAUGCGACAGUGGUUCAAGGAGGUACCGCUAUCUUACCGUGCCACGUCAUUGAUACCAAUGAUGACCUGACACAGAUUACCUGGCAGAGGAGGACUAGAGAAAAACCUGACAAUGACAAUUUUCUUACUAUCAUACCCAAAGAUGGACCAUUGUUUGUCAAUGGAGGUGAUGAUCGAUUUAAAUAUAUUGGAAAUUUUAAUGACAAAAACGGAACCCUCCAGUUAUCCAAUGUUGCCCUGAAGGAUGAAGGCAUCUACAUGUGCAUCUUCACCUUGUUUCCCAGUGGAAAUCAGAAGACUGAGAUUCCUCUAAACUUGCUCGUGCCUCCUUCCACAAGCGUCGAGGACAAUCUUCCCACUUUGGGUACAGAAGAGGUUUUAUUUGCUACCUGCACGGCUGCUGGUUCGAGGCCUCCUGCAGAGGUGAGGUGGCUCACUGGUACUUUGGCAGAAAAAGUGAGAACGACAACAAACUCCACCCAGUAUGACAACGGUACGACCACCACAGUCAGCUCUCUGUUUGGCGUACCUACGAGAGAGAUUAACCGUCACCUGGUCCAGUGUGUCAUCAGCGGUGACUCCCUGUCUACAGAAGUAACCCUGCCCUUCACCAUACAGGUCUACUUCUCUCCCACAGAAGUGAACAUUAGAGCGAUUUCACAGGAUUCAUUUGAAUGUGUGACAGAAGCCAACCCAAAUGCAGAAUUUAUCUGGAGCAGAGCUGGCCAGUCUUUGCCAGAGUCUGCUGUCAAAGUAGAGGGAGCAAAGCUACAACUGCUGAGUCCGACCUCUGAUCUAAAUGGCCUCUAUCAGUGUGAAGCAUCUAACACAUAUGGAAGAAAACACAGUCAGCUCUAUGUGCAUGUGGCAUCAGAAGCAUGCUCUGCUGCAUGGGCCUUAUUUGGUGUUUUGCUGUCCCUGAAUGGUGUUGGGGCUGCAGCAUGGUGCUUUUAUAAAUAUGGAAAUUUUCAAAGGUUUUUCCCCACACAUGGUGACAGAGAACCUCAAUCAACCAGGAGAGCUGAAGGUGAUGGUGGACAAGAGCAAGAAGAACUGCAGGGAGAGCCAGAGGAACCUGUGUGACAGCUGUGGAAGAAGAUGGACAACAUCUGGACUGAAGGCUCCAACAACAUCAUUCAAGAGUCAGCUGGUUAAACAGAUGAACUAUAGGUGGAGGUACUUGGUGUUCCUUUAUAUCCAUCCAUCCACUUCCGCACAUCCUGUUCAGGGU